Messenger RNA from Plutella xylostella (diamondback moth), 1261 nucleotides. Lineage: Eukaryota; Metazoa; Arthropoda; Insecta; Lepidoptera; Plutellidae. The record is from RefSeq and is a predicted model, not a curated record.
GACAUCUGAUCUGAGCCUUCUGUCAAUUCUGUCAUGUCAAUGUCAAAUCUUCAAAACAAAAGUCAAAAUUUAUCAUCGACAAAAAUCAAACAAAAACAAUUUUGUGGCGGGGCGAAUUAAUUUCUGUAGUUUUUUGCGCGGUUUUCUAUAAUUUUAUUUCAAGUUUUGCUUUAAUUUAUACGAUAACUAGUUUAGAUAACUAGAUGGCUUAUUAUUUCGUUCUCUGUAAAAAACCCGUCAUUUUCACCAAACUCUGCUAAAUUCCCAUUUUUUUGCACCUACUGAAUUACCUAUGUGUUCAUCGAUCAAUAUGGAUUACGACUAUCUAAUAAAACUGCUGUGUGUUGGGGAUUCAGGAGUUGGAAAAACGAGUUUCCUUUAUAAAUACACUGACGGAGUUUUCCAUACACAGUUCAUCUCUACUGUGGGGAUAGACUUUAGGGAGAAGACAGUGAUGUACCAGCAGAGUGGGCGGCAGCACCGCAUCCACCUUCAGCUGUGGGACACGGCCGGGCAGGAGAGGUUCCGCAGUUUGACUACAGCAUUCUACAGGGAUGCAAUGGGUUUCUUACUGCUCUUUGAUCUCACUAAUGAGGCCUCCUUCUUGGAAGUCAGAAACUGGAUUGAGCAAUUGAAGACCCACAGCCUGACAGACGACCCGGACAUAGUGCUCUGCGGGCACAAGUGCGACCUGCAGGAGAAGCGGCUCGUGAACCAGAACCGGGCCAGGGAGUUCGCCAAGAACUACAACCUUCAGUAUCUGGAGACCAGCGCCAAGACCGGACAGAACAUCGACCGGGCCAUAGAUCUGUUGCUUGACAAAGUCAUGUGCAGGAUGGAGACAUCAGUGGAGUACGCAAUGAUGUGCGCGACGGGGCGGCGGCGGCAGUCGCUGCAGAAACUUCAGGAUAGGAGAGAAGGGAACUCAUGCGCAUGUUAACUAUCACGGUAUGGAGAUCUUAGGGCCUACGCAGCUCUCAAGGUAUACUGCACGGGGUGCAAGACUCGCACGUUAAGACAUCAUAAAAGUUAUAUGUAGCGCUAGCCGCGUGAUGUUAGUGAGCGCGAUGCAAAACAUUUGUCACGUCUUGACAUACUCGUUUUGUGCCCUAUGCUAUUCCUACUGGGGGUGACAAAAAUUGUGUACCUACCUAAAUAGCCGGGUUGACAUGUUCUUCGAUACUAACGGUAAAACAAUGCUUCACAUAUAAACUUUGUUCACUUUGUUGGUCACGGAGAAUCUGUUGUUUGCGUUUCUCCA